This is a messenger RNA of Tripterygium wilfordii, 2028 nucleotides long. Its product is annotated as delta(8)-fatty-acid desaturase 2. Gene Ontology annotation, biological process: lipid metabolic process. The coding region runs from base 322 to 1665 and encodes 447 amino acids. The record is from RefSeq and is a predicted model, not a curated record. The transcript has a single exon. Gene Ontology annotation, cellular component: membrane. NCBI's taxonomy places the organism in Eukaryota, Viridiplantae, Streptophyta, Magnoliopsida, Celastrales, Celastraceae. Gene Ontology annotation, molecular function: oxidoreductase activity, acting on paired donors, with oxidation of a pair of donors resulting in the reduction of molecular oxygen to two molecules of water.
UCCGCCUGAUAUGUCAAUCGCGGUAGGUGAUAAGAACAACGCUUAACCGCGUUGUUCGCUGUCAGAGUCGAGUUGAACCGCUCUCUUCUCUUUGUAGACGUUAUAUACGAAACCCUUGUGAAUUCCAGUUUGGGGAAAGAACCAGAGUUAUAUUUGCAACCGGGAAUCGGAGAGAUUUGAAACAGAAAACCAAAAUCAAAUCGAGGUCCCCAGCUAUAGUGGGGUUGUUUUUAUUGAAUCAAACCAUCCCCACUUGAAGCCAAAACACCAAAAAAAGAAAGGGGAUUUCUUGAUUUGAUUCAUUCAUUCGUUCGUUCAACAAUGGAGGGUCAGAAGAAGUAUAUUACGUGUGAGGAGCUCAAGAAGCAUAACAAGCCUGGGGAUUUGUGGAUCUCGAUCCAGGGGAAGGUGUACAACGUCACAGAUUGGGCUAAACAACAUCCAGGUGGUGAUACCCCUCUCUUGAAUCUGGCAGGCCAAGAUGUUACUGAUGCUUUCAUAGCUUAUCAUCCAGGGACUGCUUGGCAGUAUCUUGAUAAACUGUUUACUGGGUAUUAUCUACAGGAUUUCCAUGUCUCUGAGGUUUCCAGGGAUUACAGGAGGCUUGCAUCUGAGUUUUCGAAAUUGGGUUUGUUUGACAGGAAGGGCCAUGUCUGUUUGUGGUCGCUGACGGCUGUUGUAAUGAUGUUUUGUGCUGUUUUGUAUGGUGUUUUGAAAUGUGAGAGUGUUUGGGCUCAUUUGGGUUCUGCAUCCUUGCUGGGUCUCCUGUGGGUGCAGAGUGCCUAUGUGGGUCAUGAUUCUGGUCAUUACCAGGUUAUGUGCAAUCGUCGAUUUAACAAGGUUGCGCAACUUCUCUCUGGGAAUUGCUUGACUGGAAUCAGCAUUGCUUGGUGGAAGUGGACUCACAAUGCGCACCACAUUGCCUGCAACAGUCUUGAUUACGAUCCAGAUCUCCAACACAUUCCAGUUUUUGCGGUAUCUCCUCGUUUCUUUGAUUCAAUAACGUCUGUCUUUUAUGGGAGGAAAUUGGAGUUUGAUUCGGUUUCUAGAUUUCUAGUGAGUUACCAGCAUUGGACUUAUUAUCCAGUAAUGAUUGUUGGGCGUGUGAAUUUGUUCAUACAAACAUUCCUGUUAUUGUUUUCGAGGCGAAAAGUACCCGAUAGAGCUUUGAACAUAAUGGGAAUUCUUGUUUUCUGGAUCUGGUUUCCAAUUCUAGUUUCGUUCCUACCAAAUUGGACAGAGAGGGUGUUGUUUGUGCUUACAAGCUUUGCCGUGACAGCCAUUCAACACAUCCAAUUUACUUUGAACCAUUUCUCUGCUAAUGUGUAUGUUGGACCUCCAAGCGGGAAUGAUUGGUUUGAGAAGCAGACUGGUGGGACUGUUGACAUCUCUUGCUCAUCUUAUAUGGAUUGGUUUUUCGGUGGUCUUCAGUUUCAGCUUGAGCAUCAUUUGUUUCCCCGAUUGCCGCGGUGCCAUUUGAGGAAGAUUUCUCCAUUAGUGAAGGAUCUAUGCAAGAAGCACAAUUUGCCAUACGUAAGUGUCUCAUUCUGGGAGGCCAAUAAGUUGACGAUUAGAACUCUCAAGACUGCUGCCUUACAGGCUAGGGACUUGGCUAACCCUGUCACUAACAAUUUGCUCUGGGAAGCUUUUAACACUCAUGGAUGAGAUUUCUCCAUUAGUAGAGCAUCAUUUCUUUUUCCCCCUGCAAUAUGUUUGUUUUUUUUUUGUUUUCAUACUGCUUCGAUAUAUGAUUUGGAUUACUUUUCUCUUGUUCCGGCAUUUUAAAUUCUAGUUAGGUUUGUUGGUGGCUUUGAACGGUUGGUUUGUUUGAUUUCAUUGCUGCUCCAAAUCUUCCAUAAAUCUUAAUACUAUUAGUAGGGAAUAUUAUCCAUUUUGUAACCCCAUUGGUAUGAGAACUUUUCCUCUGUUUUUCCAAAGGAGAGUUCUCAUAUAUAAAUGAGCAGAACAAUUUUGGGUUUACCUUUGUUUUCUCCUGUUAUUUUCCUUGAAUAAGAUGAGAUUUUACCA